This is a messenger RNA of Bombyx mori (domestic silkworm), 448 nucleotides long. It is a transcript of the gene Ai-b, whose product is annotated as testis-specific ATPase inhibitor-like protein. Lineage: Eukaryota; Metazoa; Arthropoda; Insecta; Lepidoptera; Bombycidae. The record is from RefSeq and is marked provisional. Gene Ontology annotation, biological process: negative regulation of ATP-dependent activity. Gene Ontology annotation, molecular function: ATPase inhibitor activity. Gene Ontology annotation, cellular component: mitochondrion.
AUUGUCAAACUUCAAAUUGAACACUAAAUGAGAAAAAUCCAAAAAAUAUGAAUUCAAUUAAAAUCAGUGCGAUUUGCUCGCGCUGCACUAAUUAUUUGCUACCAAAACAGAUUGCCGGAAUUAGUGACCUUAACAAUCAUCUUAAUGUGAACUUGUGUAGAAGGUUUACAACUCCGUCUGGUAUACCAGGAUCUGGAGCAGGAAAGGGCGGAGGCAGCGGUGGAUCUGUCAGGGAAUCCGGCGGAGGCCUCGGCAAAUACGGAGCAGCCCAAGAAGAUAGUUACUUUUACGACAAACAGAAGGAGCAACUGGAAAAAAUCAGAAAGAAAUUGAAACUGAACCCUGAAAUAUCCCAGAAAGAAGACAAAUAAGCUGAGAAAUUGAGACAAAAACACACAAAAAUAAACAUAUUUCAAUACAUAUGCUUUCAAUAAAUUAAACGGCUUAA